GAGGAGGAGGAGGAGGAGGAGGAGGACGACAUUGUGCGUAUGUUUUGGUGUUUUGUCCUGUAGUAACAACAUUCUGACAGCAGGAGGCAGACAAGCUGCCUAAAAAGGUAAUCCUGUUAUCAUUGUCUCCAUUUGUUAUCAGAUUAUAUUGAGUUUUAUAGUAACUGAAUCAUGUUGAACAUCAUUUUAGUAUUUGACAAAUUUAUAAUUGAAUUCCCCCCAAAUUUUGGUAAGUAGAACAUGUAUUCCUUUUACCUGAUCCAAUUUGUUAUUGAAUUAGAUCAUUAUCUGCAAGAGGGCUCAAUAUGAACAGUGAAAAAACCUGAUAUAACAGGAAAGCUGGGAUACAGAGGUCUGAUCAUUUUAGGCUGUCUUCAAAGCAUUACUUUGGCUCUUCUUUUGCUGAAGAGCUUCUAGACCUGAAAAGAAAGAGAAAGUUUUUUGUUAUUAUAUUGAAAUACUAAAACAUAUGUAGCUGUAUGUAGUGAUCACUGUAUGAAGACAGGGGGUUGGCUACUUAUACCACUAACUGGAGAUGUGGGUAACUGUCACCUGUAGUUUGGUUGUCUGUUUCAUCUCCCGGUUGGUUGUUUCUAUUAUUGUUUCUGAUAUUGUAAAGACUCUAUAAAUCUGUAGCAUGUGAGUCUUAAAAAUGUGAUAUUUUGUCUGAUUAACAUAACAAAAACAAGGAUAUGCACGUAUAUAUUCGGGACUGUACCUAUGAUUUGUGAUAAUACAGAGAUGUUUACAGAUUAUAUCAAGUAGUUUGUGUAUUUUUAAAAGUAAGUUACGCUCACAGUCUGUAGGCCUGCUCGUUGUACCAAAUGUCUCUAAAAGUAGUAUUGGAGGAAGAGCUUUCAGCUACCAGGCACCUCUCCUCUGGAAUCAUUUACCGCUCGAGGUUCGGGGGCAGACACCCACUCAACUUUCAAGAGUAGACUUAAAACGUUCCUCUUUGAUAAAGCUUAUAGUUGGGGCUGAUUUGAACCAGCUCUUAGUUAUGCUGCUGUAGGUCUAGACUGCCAGGGUUAUCUGGCACACUGAGCUAGAGUCUGUCUCUAUCUCUCCUUUAGAUCUUUAUGUCCCACAUAAGUCACUAACCAGAUUUCUCUCUCUCUGAGUGUCUCUGAGUCUCUUAGCUUCCACUGGACUAAUGCUGCAGACAGUCUGCUGUGGAACUGCCUGACCCCAGCUGCAUUAUCCCUGAUUGUCCACCCUGGGCCCUGAGCUCCUUCUUCUCUUGGAUUCCUCUGGACUGUUACUGCAGACAUGAACAUCAGCCUCACUGAUACUGACAUUAAUAACAUAAAAAAUAGAGCUGACUACGAUUAGGCCUGCUGACUGUAAUCACAUUUAAUUAAUUUAACAUUGUCAAUAAUCACUCAUAUCCUAACCCUGUAAACUGAACUCAUUUUGUUUCACCAUUACAUGAGCUGUUGUUGUUGCUGUUGUUUCUGCUGUCCCCUGUCUCUCUCUCACCCUCGUUCUCUACUCUCUCUCCCUCCCCCUCCCUCUCCUUACUCAUUCUCUCUCUCUCCUUCCCCUUAUCUUGUUCUCUCUCUCUCUCUCCCUGCCCUCUCCACUCCUCUCUCUCUCUCUCUCUCCCUCCAUCUCUCUACAUUCCUCCCCAACCCAGCAGCGGCAUGGUGGCUGUCUGGCAUGAGUGAGGUCCUGCCCAAGGUUUCUGCCUGUGAAAAGGAAGUUUUUCCUUGCCACUGCUACUCAUGUUAGUUGAGAUGGGCCAAAACCCAUCUUAGGUUGGUUCUUGAUCAUCAAACUAUGAGCGUGGUCUAGACCUGCUCUUAUUCUUUGAAAAGCGUCUUGAGAUGACGACUGUUGUGAACUGGCGCUAUAUAAAUAAAAUUUGAUUUGAUUGAUUGAUUGAACCUCCGAAUAACUUUUAAAAACUGAGCUGUACAGAAAAAAGAGGACUUGAGCACAAACCAGUCUGACAGUAACUACAUGUCAACAUCGCAAGCAGGGGGAAGAAAAGUUUAUAUUCUGUGUAAUAAAUUUCUAAAGUUUGUCCACAGCCCCAUAAGCUUUGCUGGCAGAGGCGGGAUUUAUGACCUAUACUGCAGCCCGCCAACAGAGGGUGCUGUUCUCGGAGUGGCUUCACCCAGUGAGGAGGCAGAUGCUGUCCAUUUUAUAUAAAGUCUGUAGUAGUGGCCAAAAGAAUAAGAUCGCGGGUACAAGCAAUUUCGUCUGCUGGGUGACUGGUCUCUCCCAUAGAAAAAGGGUGAGUCUCAGUCUUUGGGGAGGGGCUCGGAGUAAAGCUGCUGCUCCUCUGCUUUGGGAGGAGUCACAUGAGGUGGCCUGGGCAUCUAAUCAGGAUGCCUUCUGGACACCUCGCUGAUUAGGUGUUCAGGGCACAUCCCACUGGUAGGAGACCAGGGGGAAGACCCAGGACACACUGAAGACGCUUUAUCUCUCAGCUGGCCUGGGAAUGCCACAGGGUCCCCCUGGGAAGAACUGGAUGAAGUGCCUGGGUAGAGGGAAGUCUGGGCUUCCUUGCUUAGACUGCUGCAACCGCGACCCAACUCCUGAUAAAUGGCUGAAGAUGGAUGGAUGGUACUACCUUGUGAAUCCAACAAAACAACUUUCAGUAACACUUAAUUUGAAGAGGAUUUACAUAAGCAUUCAUAACAUCAACACACACAUCAUGACACCUGACAUAAACAUCGGCCGAAAUAUCCACUCAUAGAUGGUUAUUAUAUCACUUUUAAUGUCAAAUUGACAUCCUACUGUAACAAUUUCCUCAAUCAGUGUUUUUAGAGCUGAACCCAAGAGCGAUCCAGAGGCAAAAGAAGUGUUGACGGGUUUAUUGUUAGUGACGCUGAAGGGAGGGAGGUAAUCUAAGGUCCGGGUGCGAGGAGGCUCUGAAGUAAGUGUAGAUCAUUUGACCAAUGAUUGUAUGACUGUUUGUCCUAGCGAAGCCACCGUACCACCUGUGCGUAUGCAGAACCAGCAUGCAUUAGGACGUUUAUUCAUUCAGUAGACCUGUGCUAAUGCUGCAACUAUGCUCUCUCUGUAUAUAUUGCUAGCACAUGAAUAAAGCAAGAGUUUGGUACAUCAGUCUGAUCCUUGACUCACACGGCACUGGGACUAGUUUUACACGGUGUCAAACUAUGGUAUGAACUCAUCGCCUGCAAGAAACUGUUUCGUUUAAUGGUGGAGCUGCCAUUCUCGUUGUCUUCUUUUUUCCCUUUGAGUGGUGCCCAGCUGAAGGCGCGCUGUUUGGAAAAUGGCGGAGGGUUUUCGCAGACCAGACCCUCUACUUUUCAACGAAAAUGUCGCAGAGAACUGGCGAAUUUUCGACAGGGAGUAUGACAUUUUUAUCACUGCUGCGCACCACAACAAGCCUGACAGAACAAAGGCUUACAUCCUCCUCAACAUCGCCGGACCAGAGGCCACUGAAUGGGAGCGUGCCUUUGUUUAUGCGGCCGAGGUGCACGCGCCAGGAGAGCGCGGUUCUCACUCCCGCAGAAUCCAGGGAAGACCCCUAAUGUUUCAAGAAAAAGUUUCGUGAAAUCUGAAACCCCCAAAACAACAGAAUGCUGGAAAGACACAAGUUCCACACCAGAAAUCAGAGACCAGGUGAGAGCCUUGAAUCAUUCAUAAGCGACCUAAGGAUCAAAGCCAAAACGUGCCAAUUUGGAGAGCCAACCGACGAACUAAUCUGUGACCACAUUGAAUGUGGCAUUACCAGUAAUGCUUUGAGAAAGUCCCUAUUGACUUGACACUUGCUAAGGCCAUUUCAACUUGCCGCAUUCACGCAAUGACAGAAGAAAGCAGCAAAACGCUAGCCACACAAGCUACCAGUGUCCAUGCAGUGAAGCCUGUUUUACGCAAAGCACAACAGAGACACACCCACUCCACAAACCAACGCAGCUUGCAACAAUUGUGGUGGGAAUAACGCAGCUGAACGUGAGAAAUGCCCAGCAUUUGGACAGCAGUGUCAAUAUUGCAGAAAGUUGAAUCAUUACAAGAGCUGCUGCAGGUCUAGACCAGUGGGCCAGAGUAACACAAAUAGCAAGAUGCCCAAACCGCCUGUACAUCAAGUGGAGGUAGACCAAACCUUAUCAUGCGAUGAUGACACGUUCAAAGUGGAUGGUGUUGAUGUUGACAGCCAUGUGAACUAUGUCAACUCCCACACAAAUGACAAGGAGGAAGGAUUUGUCACAAUUCACAUAAAUGGCAAGUCCACUAAAAUGAAGGUUGUCACUGGGCAAUGUCAUGUCACUAGAGACUUUUGAACAAGUGGCUAGUGAUGAGCACCUCAUCAAGCAAAAAAAAGCUGCCGACCUGGUUGCUUAUGGGGGCACAAGGAUUGCAACAUGUGGCAUGGCCACACUGCCCUGUUAUUUACAAGAAUAAUGUCUUUCUCUGCCUUUUUUCAUCGUGGACAAGAAAGUGCUGCUAGGUUUUCGUGCAUGCAAGGACAUGGACAUUGUCCAGAUGAGCCCUGAUGUCCAUCAUGUAACCACAGAGGACAACUUCAGUGCAUAUAUUUUUUUUCAAUAUAAGGACCUGCUCAGUGAUGAGCUUGGGAGGCUCCCAGUCACAUACUCAAUGACAGUGGAUCCCAACGUACAACCCGUGGUACGGCCGGCUCGCCGCAUCCCUGUUGCCAUGCAAGACCAGGUGAAGGCUGAAUUGGAAUGCAAGCAACGCAUGGGUGUCAUAACACCAGUCUCCCAGCCCACCGACUGGGUCUCCUCCAUGGUUGCUGCACACAAAAAGACAAGGAUGAAAUCAGACUGUGCAUCAACCCAAAAGAUAUCAAUACAGCAUUGAAAAUGCCUCAUCACCCCAUGCGCAGUGUUGAGGAGGUGGCAGCUCAGAUUGCAGGGGCAACAGUUUUCUCAGUGCUAGAUGCAAAGAAUUCGUUUUGGCAAAUACCACUCGACAAGAAGUCCUCACUGAUGACCACGUUCAGCACCCUGUUCGGGCGCUACAGAUUUCUUCGAAUGCCAUUUGGUAUCAACUCCACAAGCGAGGUGUUCCAGCGCUCCAUGGAACAGCUGUUGGCAGGUUAUCCAUGCUCAGUCAUUGUCGAUGACAUCAUCAUUGGAGGCCGGAGCACAGCGGAACAUGAUGCCAACCUGAGAGAGUGCUCGACCGUGUGAGGGAAGUCAACCUCAGGCAGAAUCCAGCCAAAUGCAAGUUUCGCCUGGACCAAGUCUGCUAUGCGGGCCACAUCUUCACCAGCGGUGGCCUAAAGGCAGGCCCCUCUAAAACAGCGGAAAUCACUGACAUGCCAGUCCCCACAGAUGUCACCGCUGUACAACGAUUCCUCGGAAUGCUAAAUUACCUAAACAAAUUUAUUCCGAACCUAAAUGACAUUGCAGCACCACUGCGAAAGUUGACCCACAAAGACACUGCAUGGUGCUGGUUCCCACAACAUCAGGCUGCAUUCGAUCGCCUCAAGUCAUGUCUGUCCAGCCCAGUGGUGGAGACCUAACAACAACCCCUGUUAACUAUUUUAAAGAAACCCAUUCACACCACCCCUGCCCGUCUCCAGAGAACGCUGCUUCAGUUGCAAAGCUAUGACAUAAGCCUGGUGUACAAGAAGGGCAAACUCAUGUAUCUGGCGGACACCUUGUUGUUAUACUGUUGUUAUACUGUGGAUUUUUUCUUAGUCUCCUUCAGGGAUCAAAAAAGUUCUUUUUCUUCUUAUUUCUCACAUCACUAUUAACAUUUGCGCAACAGUUGGUUCAACCGCCACAACAUUUAGUCAUUUGUGUACAUUAUAGUAGCAGUUUCUCAUUCCAUCCAACAAAUAGCAAAUGAUUUGGACUUAUACCUAUGGAACCUAUACCUAUACCUUACCUAUAAAACUAAUAGUCCUCAUUUCAUUGCUUGAGUUGUUAUAUAGAUAUAUUUAAAAAGUAUAUCACUCUGGGAUAGUGUGCUAUCCCCCACAUUUCAUUUGCUAAAUGCAUGUAUGUAGGGACAUCAGUUAAAUUGGGCCACUUUUUGGUGAAUUGCUCAGAAAAAGAAAUCUAUGACACUGGAUUCUGUUUUUAUGGUUAAUAAGGAAAGUUUUUUAUAUCUCAGUGUUGAAUUCAUGUAAUAAAACAUAACCGUUUAGGUCUUACUGCUUUUGAAACAUCAGCCAUUCACUUUUUUUUGAUAAGUUCAGUGUUCAGGUAUAAUGGGCCACCUGAUCAGCUAAAAUGAGCCACUGUAACUUCAAAGCAAAACCAAGUCAUUUCUGAAUAAACAAUAUAGUUUACUUUAAUUUCAACACACACACAUUUAACACUCCUCUCUCUUGUUUUCUCCUCCUCUCCUUCCCUCCCCUCUCUUUUUGUUCUCCAGCUCUUGUCUCCUCUCUGUUUCUUUCUCCCCCUCUCCUUUAGUCUCUCUUCCUGUCUCCUCCUUUGCUCUCCUCACUUUUUUUCUCAAUUGUCAUAAUCUGGAUAUAUCAUGCUUUAAUGUUACUUAUAUACACCUGUUACAUAUGUACAUACAUACAUAUGUGCUUAAGGAAAAAAGGUGAAAUAACUGAAAACACUUUUCAUAUUCUAGUUUCUUCAAAAUAGCCACCCUUUGCUCUGACUACUGCUUUGCACACUCUUGGUAUUCUCUCAAUGAGCUUUAAGAGGUAGUCACCUGACAUGGUUUUCACUUCACAGGUGUGCCUUAUCAGGGUUAAUUAGUGGAAUUUCUCGCUUUAUCAAUGGGGUUGGGACCAUCAGUUGUGUUGUGCAGAAGUCAGGUUAAUACACAGCUGACAGCCCUAUUGGACAACUGUUAAAAUUCAUAUUAUGGCAAGAACCAAUCAGCUAACUAAAGAAAAACGAGUGGCCAUCAUUACUUUGAGAAAUGAAGGUCAGUCAGUCCGGGAAAUUGCAAAAACUUUAAAUGUGUCCUCAAGUGGAGUCGCAAAAACCAUCAAGCGCUACAAUGACACUGGCACACAUGAGCACCGACCCAGGAAAAGAAGACCAAGAGUGACCUCUGCUUCUGAGGAUAAGUCCAUCCAAGUCACCAGCCUCAGAAAUCGCAAGUUAACAGCAGCUCAGAUCAGAGACCAGAUGAAUGCCACGCAGAGUUCUAGCAGCAGACCCAACUCUAGAACAACUGUUAAGAGGAGACUGCGCAAAUCAGGCCUUCAUGGUCAAAUAGCUGCUAGGAAACCGAUGCUAAGGAGAGGCAACAAGCCAAAGAGAUUUGUUUGGGCCAAGAAACACAAGGAAUGGACAUUAGACCAGUGGAAAUCUGUGCUUUGGUCUGAUGAGUCCAAAUUUGAGAUCUUUAGUUCCAACUGCUGUGUCUUUGUGAGACGCAGAAAAGGUGAACAGAUGGAUUCCACAUGCCUGGUUCCCACUGUGAAGCAUGGAGGAGGAGGUGUGAUGGUGUGGGGGUGUUUUGCUGGUGACACUGUUGGGGAUUUAUUCAAAAUUGAAGGCACACUGAACCAGCAGGGCUACCACACAUUUAUUUUUCAACAGGACAAUGACCCCAAACACGCCUCUAGGCUGUGUAAGGGCUAUUUGACCAAGAAGGAGAGUGAUGGAGUGCUGCGGCAGAUGACCAGGCCUCCACAGUCACCGGACCUGAACCACACACACACACACACACACACACACACACACACACACACACACACACACACACACACACACACACAUUGGACAUGCAUAGAAUAUCAUACCUGAUGGCUCAAUUUAGCUGAUAUCACCUAUGUGUAAGCACACCUGUGCAUGCAUGCUUUGAACUUUAUGGUGUUUUUCUUUAGUGUACAAAGACAAUCUUUUCCGUUAUAUUGAUAAUAAAGGUGAUCAUUACAGCAUGAAUUAAAUUAAUUCAGUAUGCUGUCCAUAAUUUUGAAGGAAUCCCAAUUAUAAUAUCCAUGUCAGAUAGGCUGCGUGAGGAAAUGUGGCGUUUAAAUGCUAUCCACAAUUAGGACAUUUAAUCCAAUUCAAUAAAUGAGUCAUAGCUAAUGUUACCAUGGUCUUAUCUAAAUGUACAAGUACGAAGUAGCUGUAGCUCGUCUGCACGAAACCGUAAUUUUGCUAUGAACGAGCAGCACCUGAAGGCGUCGUGCGUGUGUCUGUAAACAGGGAGAGGAAGUGCUGCUAUUGCAACAUAGCUGCCACGUCUGAAUGAGGACUCCUCUGCAGCAGCAGCGGAUGGUCUGAAGGGUCGGGAUGGGCCGGUACUGAGUGGAGAUGGGGGGAUGAAAGGGGGGGAGGAGGGAGUGACCAAGGAAACAGAGGAAACACGUAGAGCCUGAACACAGCACUCCUCGGCCGAGAGGAGCCUGGCUGUGCACAGCUCCAGCUGGAAGGAGCGGCCGCUGCUGUCUGGAGGAUCCAGCCCGCUGGAAGGAGCUCUUUUGUUCACUCGGAGGGGCCUGUCUCUGCGGUUUUCAGGGGCUGCUCCAUGCUCAGUCCAGGCAGGAUGGAGGAGUUUGUGACCGAAGAGGAAGAGCCCUGGUACGACCAGCAGGACCUGGAGCAGGGUAAGAUAAGACUGAGCGUCCUGUGCUCGCAGCAUCCUCAGUGGAGAUCUGCUGGCACCGGCCGGUCAGCUGGCCUCCUCCUAACAAUGGCUCUCUGUGGCGUCUAGAGACGGCAGAGAUGUCAUGUGGAUGUCUGCCUGAAUUUCCAUGUUAUCUGUCGAUGAUUGAAGCAGCCUUGAAAUUACAGGCUGUGCCUUUUUGACAACAAUACACUGAGCGCAUGCCAAGCCGGGCCUAACACAGCCAGCAUCACACUGACAGUCUUAAAUAUGAGGAUGAAUUCUGCAGUUUGUGGAUACAUUUAUACAGCUUUUAUAAAGCCUGUUGUCUGAAUGGAGCAAAGUUGUCUUUUGGAGCGAAAAUUGAAAGAUAUUUUUAUUCCAGCUGCUAAGCCCAACGAAAGUGUUUUCUAAUCCGUUUAAUAUCCAUUUUGUAUCCUUUAACCUUGGGGUUUGGACUGCUGGUCAGAUAAAAUAAAGCAGAAAACCACUUAAGGUGACGACUGUGAUUGACAUUUCCACCAAAAUUUUAACAAGAACAUUAAGGCCAGUAAUGGCAAACAUUGGCUGGUGUUCAUUUUGAAAAUGCAUUUUAAAUUAUUCUUAGUCAUUGUCUGAAAACUGUGGUUAACUCAUAUUAUAAUCUCGUUUUUAGCUAAGACAUCAUUCAGAAAGAUUCAGUUUCCGUCUUAGUCGAGUGUUAGUAGAUUUUUUAGUCAAAACUCCCUCAGACAGCUUCGUGGUGGUUUUUAAAGAAAGUCUUUCCUCCUGGCUCCAUAAAUUCCAGUGUACUGAAAAAACAGUUUUGACUCAUACUGCUUCCUUGUAAAAAAAAAAAAAGAUUAAAUGAUUAAAAAUCGUAAUGAAAGAGUGCAAAAAGUAACUGUUAAAACAACUCCCUCUUCUCUACAUAUCUGUAUGUUUAUUUGAAUCUGGUAAUAAUUGAAGAAUGUGUCAGGGUCUUAGUAUGAGUUUGAAAAAAUCUUAUAAUAAUAAUAAUAAUAAUAAUAAUAAUAGUAAUUAUUAUUAUUAUUAUUAUUAUUAUUAUUAUUAUUAUUAUCAUUAUUAUUAUUAUUAUUAUUAUUAUUAUUAUCAGUUAGCUAAUUGCUAGCUAGUUUUGGUUUUAUACCACAGACUGGGUGCAGCAGAAACAGGGGAGUUUUGAAGCCUAUUGACAGUGGUCGCCUGUAAACCCUUUUAGUAGCAGGUGUUUUUGGUGGGUGGGACUUAGCCGCAAGAAAAAAAAAUUCUCUUGACUUAUUAACCAGCAUUAGCCAGCAACUAGUUUUAGGCCUGUGUUGAGAUUAAUGAGGAUCUAUGUGAAUAUGUGAGGUCACUUACUUUCCAGGACUGAGGGUGUUACUUAUUUAAGUCAACAUAGACAAAUGGGAUCAACCUGACAGGCCUGUACACCCACUGGGCCAAUGAUUUGACUGCCAAAGGUCAGAUGGCUACUUGGGCAUUUACUCCUAACUGAGAGAGAAACUGUGUCUGAUAAACAUGAGUUGAGGUCCUGAAAGUCCUUGUAGAUGUUUUUGUAUUUGUGGAGUAAGUAGGGCGAAUAAACUGUUUCCUCAGGUUUGUUGGGCUAACUAAGCUAUCGUUAGCCUUUAGCCCCCUCACUAAGAGCCUUAGUAUGCCCACCUGAUCAGUUAAGUCAGCGCCCUCUGAUUUGCCAAACUUGUAACUUCAAGCUCAUCAAAAUUGAAGUUACAAGUUACAAAGAGUAAUAAAAAUACCCCUGCUGCCAGAAAAAUGUUAAUCAGACAUAGACCAUUUUUUCAACUGGGUUGUAACAUAUGGUCACCCUAUUAAAAUAAUGGCCUAAGUCAUUUUUUGACGAAAAUUAGUUUUUGGCCUAAAUCAUCUCUAUAGAUGAUUUAGGCUUGAUUUAGAUAGACGAUAAAAUUGCCUAAAUCCUUAGUUGAAAGAACUAGAAAUAAGGACUUUGGCGAUUUUACCAGCGAUGACCAGCAUUAUCAAGAGAUGAUUUAGGCCAAAAACUCAUUUUCGUCAAAAAAGGACCUAGGCCAUUAUUUUGAUAGAGUGACGAUACGUGGUUCCUGGGCUUUUGGACCAGCCUCUAGUGGACAUUUGGUGAACUGCAGUUUCCAGCACUUCAAUAUUGGCGUCAUUUCUCAGUGAGAGUUUAUACUGGGGCACAAGCUACAGAUAAAUAAUAAAAAAACAGAAAUUCAUGUAACUGAUCUUUCAAACAGCGCAAACCAUUUCAUCAGUACGUCAUGUAUUCAGAGGCUCGUAUCACCACCAAAAUAAAUGACUAAAAUUAAUAAUGUGGACUGAAAUUCUAGGAUUACUCAGGAUACACAAAGUUAAUCAAAACAUGGUAAUUUUCUUGUUUAGCAUCACCCUUAUGCUGAUAUGUGUAUGGAUGCUCAUAAACAGAGAUUUCAGAUUCCUAAAACUGACUCACUGAAGACAAUGAUCCUUAUUGUCCACUUACCUCAUUUCCUGCCUAUCCUUGUCUCUCAUGGCGAGUCAUUAGAGCGGUCCAUUUCCGGAGAUGCUUAGUGCUGAUGUUGUGGUUUACUUCACUGAAAAACAUUAAUGAAUAAACAGGCAGAUGUACACCUGCAGUCAUGAUGUAAGAGAUCAGGUCGACAACCUCUCCUCCUGCUACUAACUGGAUUUGAGGAUAAAAAUAGUCUCUAUUACUGGGACAAGAAGGAGGAGGAAUAGGAGGGAGGAAAGAGAGAGGAGACAGCACUGAAGGGACAACCACUCCUAAAUGUCAGGUUCUGAGCUCUUUGUUUGAGGAGCAGAGUGGAUGACUGAGCUCUCAGAGAGCAGACAGAGAUGCUGCUGCUUUUGUGUAACUGUACUUUGAUAUUAUGCAGGAAUCACAAGCUGGCUGAUUUGAUCUCAGUGCUGCAAAAAAGGCUCUUUUGCAAGUGCUGCACUCAGUCAACUGUAGAGCGAGGUUUCUGAUUUGAACAUGCCUGUAGCUUGAGGUUCCAUCACCAGAGACUAUGGAAGCCCAUGCACACUGGUUAAAAAAACUAAGAGUGGGUGUUUAUCAAAACAAAUCUUACAUACGAGGCAUUAGUAUGAGAUAAAAAGGAUAAGUUAUGGGAUAAGUCAAAAUAAUUGGAAAAAAAUCAGAAUUAUAUGAUACAAAUUCUUUUUAAUGAUAAAGUGAGCCUUAGUAUGGGUUAAAAAGUCAGAAUAAAAUAAAUUUAAAAAAUGAUAAGAUUGAGUUUACAGGUAUGCCACUAAAAAUGUCAUAAUUUUGACAUUUUAUAUCAUUAUUAUAACUUUUUCACUGAUUAAUGUUAUUUCAUCUCAUGAUUAUGACUUUUAUUAAUUAAUUUAUUUUGAUUUAAUAAUUGCAACUUACAGGCUUAAUAUUUUGACCAUGCACUAAUUUCUGCUUAUCUAAAAUGUUAACUUCAUUCUCUUUGAUAUGACCUCUUAUCUCUUUAUUUUGCCCUUUGCGUAUCAUUAAUUUGACUUUUUAUCCUUUUUUCAUAACUCUUUUUUUCCUCAUGAUUCUGCCCGACCCUCUCACUAUUUCCAACAAUUUAUGACUUUUAAAAUCAUAAUUACAAGUUUAUUCCUGAAUUUUAACUUUAUCUCACAUUACUAUGACUUGAUAUGUUUGACUUUUUAUCUUCAAGAUAUAACUAUAUUUUUAUAAAUUUUGACCGUUCAUAUAUCAUUUAGAUUUUUUUUUUUCAUUAUCAUAACUCAGUCUAAUUUUUUUUUACUUUGUUUCCAUCAUGUUAUUAUUUUUCUAUCAUAAUUCUGACUUACCUUCUCAUUAUUUCUUAUAAUUUCUUAUAAUUUUUAAUCAUAAUGAUGAAUUUUAUCUCUGAAUGUUUGACGAUUUAAAACAUACAGUUCACUCUAGAGAAAAGUAGGCUUUUAAGCUUUACUUGUUUCUGCUGCUGGAUCAUAUGGCUGUCUUUUGUCCUGCAUGCACAAUAUCUAAAUUUAAGCGUCUAUCAAUAUCUGUGGCAGCCGAAGUUGGUGACUUUUAAAGUCAGUAGUUAUCAGGAUUGUUAGAAAUCCCAUUUAGCCGUGUAUCUGUUACUGCAUUAUUUCUAGAGUGUGCAUGAUGAAGAGUUUGAUAAUGGUCUCAGUCAGGGGUGUCUGGCUUGUGCAGAGCGGGUAUGCUAACACGUAUGGUCCCCUUCUCCAGUAAGAUAAAUAUCUGCUCCUCACACUAGCAAUAAUAAGAACUGAAGAAGCUUCUUGGAUAAAAGGCAAAACAUCUUCUCAACUCUACACAGUCCAGUUGCCGGAUUUUGGAGUCUUCAAGAAAACCAUGACUUGGAAGAAUGAGAAUCUACAUGGACACUGUAUCACAGUGUAAAGAGAGGAAGAGAAGUGUUGGUGUUUCCAGCUCCUCUGUCCCAAUAAUCAGUUAGUUUUACCACGUGAGAGAAGAAUGAACAUUUCUUUAUGCACUGCUGUUUGUCUGUGUUGAACUCAUGUGGCAUCUGAAUAAUGUACUUUGAAUUUUUAUGUGUUCCUGAAACCCCUUUCUGCAGAGGGUCAGAAAUGAAGCAGGGAAGAGGAUGAGGGGAGUCUUGUUUUGCACAUUCCAGUAAUUCUCGUGGGUGACGUGCACAGCCUGAGGAAGAGGUGACCCCAGACAGAAUACUGACUUCCCCUCCAUAAAUAUGCACACACAUCGAACAGUAUGCGCUGCUUGGAAAGACAUAUUCACAAGCUUGUUGCAUUGAAAGUGAAGCUGAGUUCUUGUUAACACUGUGAACAGGUUGCAGCUGGUUUCUCGAACCAUGCAGGAAAUGUAUCCAUCAGACAUGAAUUGAACAUCCUGGAGGUUUGGCCCCAGAGGUUUCUUCCUGUUUGGGUAAAGCCUCAGGUCUGUCUGGAGUAAACUGAUAUCAUCUGUGGGGAAUAUUGACUUGCUAAGUCAUUUGUGAGUCGUAUUGAUUGAAUGUCUUCCUCUCCUCCACUCUCACUUUGUCUUUUUCCUUCUCCCAUCGUCCUGUUCAGCCUUUCAAAGCUCAUUUUUUGUGUAGAUUCCUGCAGUGUUUUUGCUGUCUGGUUUUCUCAUCAGAUAUUUCAGAUUGAAAUAGACUUGAACAGUUUAGCAGAUACCUCCCCACAGUGUGUAAGCUUUCAAUAAAUCGGGUGAUACUACAUGGCCUUGAAUCUGUGAAGGAAACAAACCGUUUGGAGCAAGCGUCAUAACAAGAUAUUCCAGUGACAGCAAAUUAAAUAUAACACAGUUACUGGCUAUUGUUUAAUAUUAAUUAUGGUAUAGAUAAAUGUAGUUUAAUAUUGCAUGUUAAAGAAGUGCCAGUCAUGUUCGGUUAUCAGUAGGAUAACCCUAUAGGAUGUAUUUUUUAUUUCACGAAUUAAUCUAAAGCAUGUCACCAACUUGAUAUAUUUCAAAAUAUAGCACGGAGGUGUUUUUAUUUUUCAACAUAGAACGCAUAUCAAUAAAGGGUAAAAGGUAGGCUCAGGUAUACUUUUUGCAAAGUGGGUACUUCCACAGAGCAGAGGCAGGAGAGUGGGCUGUAGAUGUAGUUUGAGGACAGAGAACUGUAAAUCUGUGCAUGUGCAGGGAAAAUCUGAAGUGUAAGAAAGCAGGCAAGCUGUUUACAGAGUUCUGACUAGACAACCAGUAUCCAGUGUACACAACCAACACACAGCAGUAGUCUGGAAGCCUCAGUGGGGACUCUUUAACUGUCAGUCCCAUAUUCAUCAUCUACAUGUUGUCUUUUGUGGUCAUAUUCUACUGAUCUGUAAAACACCACAUUUUCAUCAUGCAGUUGCUCUUCUCUCAUCAAAUUAGGAAGUAUGCAUAUAUAUUUUUUAAUCUUAUGCUGUAAAAAGCUGAAUGAAAUAUUGCAUAUUGAUCAUAAAAUUGGCCUUUGUCAGUGGGGUGAUGCCAGCAUGAGAAUAAAAGCUGGCUGGUUGGACUCUCUCAGUCUUUAAUGUUAGGGUAUCCAGUGGUACCUAAGCUGCUGAGCCGCAUAGGAAUUCAUUAUCAAGUCAGCAAAAAGUGAGAGCUGUUGGCAACAGCCUGCUCUGCAUCCUCCUUAUUAGUCUAAUUGAAGAGGGUAAGGGGGGAUUAUGGUUUAAUCACAUGUAGUGACCGAAAUACAGAGCCUGUUGUGCUCCAGGGCUGACAGUGAAAGUAGAAAUUAAUGGGAUCAGAGUGAACACCCAUUGCAUUACCCCUCUCAAUACCUGUCUUCAUGUGUUUUGUAUAUGAGGCCAUAACAGUGACAUAUCUGUUGAUUUCCAGCUGGUUUUUCAAACAUCCAGCAGAACUGGGGAAAGAUAUUCUGAAUAACAAACAGGAUCUCUAAAUAAUGACUGAGACACCAAAUGGCAAACUGAUGUGGCAUGGUUGCAGCUCAAUAUGCAACAUGCCCAUAUUGAUUCAGUGAAUAAAGAAACUCGUCAGGCCAUUCAUUUAAAUUCAGAAUGCUUCAUAAAGAAAAAUAAGAGAAUUAUCCCAUUUUUCAGAACAGAGGUUAAAUUAAACACCACCCAGUAACUGUUUUGAUUUGCUGCUGUCAUUCAAGAGUAAAUUAACAUGUUGACUUUUAGAGGAUGUUAAAAUCGCUUAUCAGCAGCAGAUGAGACAACCUGCAGGGUCUGCAGAGCUAACAUUUUUAAACUUGGCCAACACAGAUGUAUGAAAAUUUCCAUUCUUCAGCCUGAUAAGUAGGUCUUUCUCUACAUUAAGUUAUAUUUAGUGGUAUGGUUCUGGUCUGAAAACUCCCUGCUCUCAGACUAAGACCAGCAUUUAGAUUAGCAUUUAUGUAAUGCCAAGACAGGGAGUGCAGCAGCAAGACCUUCAGGAUCCCAAACAGAGUGAGCAUCAGUGGAAAUACACAUGACACUGGUAAAAUCAGACAAUAUCUGGAGUGGAGGUGGGUUUGGUGGACUGGUGGCCUUAUGAGGUGAUGUUCCUUCCGAUUUAUCUGUGUUAGAAAUACCUGAACAUCCUCAGUAAAUAUACUCAAGCUUCUGGUUGGGUGUAUGUCUCUUUUUGCUCCAUCAACUGCUCUCAUGGUUAAUGUUACAGUGAUAAAAGUCAAGACUUGGCAUCCCUCCUGGUGAGCAAUAUCCAAUAUUAAAGACAGAGCCAGAGCUGGAUGAGAGAUGACUACCUGCUCGGUGUAGUUUUCUGCUCUCUCUCUCUCUCUGAGAGAUCGCAGACCACAUCUUGCUGAGUCAGACUCAGAAAUGUACACCACCAGUAUAGCUGAGUCAGAGCACAACCAUAGCCAGUAUAAUGACAGUGACUCAUCUUAAUUUGGAUGUGCAUGAGCGAGAUUAUAGAACAAAUAAAGACGGUAGAGUUUGGUGCAAUGAUAAAAAUGUACUGUCAACGAGCUACUAUCAUUUAACUCCAUAUGACCCAAGUGGUCUAAUGCGGCAAAUUUCUGUCUGUUUCUGUCCAAAUGCUUCUCUCAGAAGAGAGGCAUCUUACCAAACUCUGACCUUCAUAUUCAGUCAGCAGAGAAAGGAGGACCUGCAGAGAGACAUGCUGCAGGGAGGGAGGAGUGCUGUCUCUCUGUCCUCCUGCUCAACCCCCUCUAUAAUUGAACUGGUGCUGAGCAGGCUGAGACACCAUAAUGGCCCUUUUGAUCAUUUUUUUCAGACCCUGUUAUAACCUCUCCUAAAAUAGAGCAGAGGGCUCUAUUUAUAGUGACAGUGAUAAUCUAAAAUGCAUGUCUGCAGUCUGUCCUCUUCUGUUUGAUUAAAUCCCCCCAUCUUGUCCUCUCAAUCCUCUGUCCUCGUCAUUUGUCUUUCACACAUUCUUACUAAUAAUCCCGCCUCUUGCCUCGCUCUCUGACCUUUUUUUUAACCCGUCCUUCUUUUUUUAGUCUCACUUCAUCCACAUAUUUAUUUCUGUACCAAUGACAGACCUUUCCAUCUUAAUUUCUGUCCACUUUGCAGACCUACAUCUGGCGGCAGAGUUGGGGAAGACUCUGUUGGAGAGGAACAAGGAACUGGAGGAUUCCUUGCAGCAGAUGUACAUCACUAAUGAAGAGCAAGUACAAGAGAUAGAGGUAUGACUGACAGAGGUCAACAACUUUAAAUUUGAUUAUCCACCACUGAUUUUGUUCUUCCUCCAAUAUCCUAAACUGUGAUUGGCUCUUUGCCUAAUGUCCUCUUUGAAAAUGAGAUAUUUGGCUGAUGUUGGCUUUCUUUUAAUUUCACUGUAGCUCAUCACCUUUUAUUAAUCCAGUAUUGACCAAAAUAUAUGAUGACCAUGAUUACAGGAUGACUCCCCUUUAUAAGAGGAAAACACUUUGUGAAGACCAAAUCUUAUACAGAAGCUAAUUUUAACCUACAGACACUACAAAAAGCUGAAUUAAACUGACCAGGAUACCGGUCUAAUGCAACCUUCUCAGUUCAGCUGACUGCAGAUACAGCCUCUGAUUGGCCUGUAGACCAAAACUAAGGAGGUAGCCUCUGCCCAGCACAGUCAGCCAACAACAGAACUGACAAUACCUCAACAACAUAAAUACAUUAAUCAUCUCAGUUUAUCUUUAUUUUUUUAAAAUUGAAACCUGACAGUUUCUGAAAAUGAAUUGAUCUUUGUGGGAUAGAAAAACUCCUGAAUGUUGCCGAACACUGAGAGUUUAUCCCCUUAAAACUGACAGUCUCACAAAGUGAGUGGAUUUUACGGUAUAGUUGCUACUUCUAUACCCCAUUGAACUUGCAAUAUACUAUCCCACUUCAUAAACUGGCACCACAUCACUUGUGUGUAUUUCAGCUGUAACUAUAGCUGAAUCAUUACCUUUAGUAUUUUUUUUAUGUUAUGAUGUCUGGCACCAUACAAGGCUUUGAUAUAGCAGUGAACAGCUUUAAGUGUGUUUUGAACAGCAGGGUCUGCAGCUGCUUUUGUGUGACUAGACCUGGUAGCCCACUUGACUGGUGCAACCCCCCCCCCCAAAAAAAAAAAAAAACAAAACAAAACCCCCCCCCCCCUAAAAAAAAAAAAAAAAAAAUUCUGAUUUCUGAUAUCUGACUCCAUUGUGUGGAUCUGAACAAUGGUUCACUGUGUAAGGACCCAUGUUAAAAAAGUGUGUCAUCUUUCAGUACCUGUCAAAGCAGCUGGAGGUUCUGCGGGACAUGAACGAGCAGCACGCUAAAGUGUAUGAGCAGCUGGACGGGACAGCUCGAGAGCUGGAGCACACCAACCAUACACUUGUGAUGGACAGCAAGGCCUCACAGCAGAAGAUAGAGAGGUAAGAGAGACUAACCUGCCUUUUUUGACUCCUUCUUGCUGUCAGGCUGAAACAUUAAACUUGUCCUCUUCAACCAGGCUUACAGGAACCAUAGAGUCUCUGCAGAACCAGGUGGAGUCUCUCUCAGGGCAGGUGGAGCAGCUUCGUUCCAUGGAGCAGCUCCGGGUCAGGAGGGAGAAAAGGGAGCGACGUAAGACCAUCCACUCAUUCCCAUGUCUAAGAGAGCUCUGCACAGCACCCAGGUACACUUUUUUAUUUAAUCUCUUAUUGCUCAGUUCAACAGACUUUUUCAGCUCUCCAGUGGGUUCAAAAACACACCUGUACUCUGUGUCUGUGUCUGUGUGGCGUCUCUUUCAGGUAUGAGGAUGAGUUUGUUGUGGGCAGAGCUGAGAGUUUCACUGCUGAUGUGAAGCCUCAGCCUUUUGAAGAGGAGAACCAGCACCUAAGGCAGGCCGUGUCAGCUCUGAGAGCAGCUGUACGGACGGAGAGAGGUCGUAGAGAGGGAGUGGAAAGGGAGUGUAACCUGCUGCUAGCAGAGUUUUCCCGUCUGCAAACUCGAGUCCAAGUAAGUGCAGGAUCAGAUACUAUAAGUCUAAUGAAAAGAUUUGCAUGCAGAAAUAACAAUGCAUAAACAUUUUUAUCUGGUACUCAUACUUUUCAUCCCACACCUUUGAUGUGCUCUGAUUUUUUUGUACUUUGUUUUAAAGACAGAGAAAGCUUUUCAAAUGUAUCAUGCCCUCAAUUACCCCUGACAAACAGUAACAGUACCUCACUAGUUAGGACAGUUGUUUGUUCAUUUUUAUAAGGACGGGUAUCAAAAAGGGAUGGGAAUUUUUGCAAUUCGAGCAGUGACUGACAUUACUAAAACUUUUCCUCUUUUGUACUCCAUUGUAAAUUAUUGAUAUUUUUGGUGUAUUGCCUCAAUGAGUUAGGACAGUGUAAAAAGUCGAUAAGAGUUGAUUUUAAUUUUAUUUUUCAAAUCAUUUGAAGCUUAUAUUUACAUGUAAACAGUGCAAAGACAACAUCAGAUGUUGAUCACCUUGACAGUUCUGCCCAAGGUUUUAGCCUGUGAAAGACAAGUUUUUUAUAAUAUAUUAUAUAUUAUAAUAUAUUAUUAUAUAAUAUAUUUUAUUAUAUUACAAUAAUAUAUCAUAAUAUAUAUAAUAUUGUUACAUAUAUUAUAAUAGGACAAUCAUUAUUUUGAGAUUUGACAUUUGAUGUGUUGUCUUUGCACAAUUUACAAUGAAUACAUGAAUAAUUGAUUACAAAAUAAUUCAAUUAUUUAUCAUCUUAACUUUGCAGAACAUGCUGUAUCUGGAUUAAAACUGCUUUGACUUGUUGUUUUUAAAGCCACUUUGGUUUACUAAACAGUAAUUCAAAGUGAUGAAGAUGCAUAAGCAGAUAUUUAAGACCUGUGCUCUGAAAGAUAAAUGUCUAUGAGUUUGAAUGGAGUCUGCUAGGUCUGGAUGUAGCAGCUGUCUCUAACUUUGGUAAAGGAUCUCACUCCACACACUUACUCUUGUCUGUGGAGUUACUUCUUAAAUGUUUUCAGACUUCCAGGAUACCAAAUCAUGCUCCUCUGCAUUAUAAGUAAAACUGAAGUGAACAUACUCUGAUUGGCACAUACGCACCAGAUGCAACGUGUUAGAGGCUGAUAAAUUCAGACUAUAAAAUGGGGGAAACCUUUGUAUGUUUGACAGUUAUCUAAAUUUAAAUGAUUGUCCAAGUAACCUGUAGGAUUAAUAUAAAGGUUAUUUUUGUCAUUUAGGAUGCUGAGAGCUGCCAGGGCAGGGUGAGGGAGCUGGAACUGGAGCUCCAGGAGCUUCAACAGCUGCGUCGUGCUCGGACUUUCCUGCUGGGCAGCGAGGAUGACGGUGUAACUCUCACUCAGACUGUCCUCAACAGUACUCCUGAGACGGACACCUUCCUGGAGGUGGAAGUGGGGGAAGCUGGUGGAGGUGUAAGGGAGGAGACAGAAGGGGGAGGAGGUGUUGGUGGACAGACCCUCCCUGACUCCAGCCCUGUGAGGAAAAGCUGCAGUGACACAGCGCUCAAUGCCAUUGUGGCGCGGGAUGCAUCCGGGCGCAGGAGAGGAAGCUACGCUCUUCACGCCAACAGUGUGAGGAAGAGGGGGAUGUCUAUUCUUAGGGAGGUGGAUGAGCAGUAUCACGCCUUACUUGAAAAGUACGAGGAGUUGUUAGGGAAGUGCAGGCGCCACGAGGAGAGUCUGUGUCAUGCAGGUGUUCAGACUUCUAGGCCUGUCUCUCGAGACCCGUCCAUGAAAGACUGUGCCAUGGGCCCCACCCCAGCCCCUCCACCCACCCCCACCCAGUCACCAUCCACCCCUGAGGCCAUUGAAAGCAUCAGCAAGCAGGUGGAGGCAGUGGAUAAGCGGCUGGGACAAAACACUCCGGAGUACAAGGCUCUUUUUAAAGAGAUCUUCUCCCGAAUUCAGAAGACCAAGAUGGACAUCAAAGCUACCAAAUCUGCGAAGGCCAGCAAGUCAGGCAAAUCUGGGAAAUCCAGCAAAUAGUGACGGAUAAACUGAUUUGUGCUCAUGAGAAAAAAGAAGUUUGUAUAGAACAGAGUCGAGAACGGGGCUUGGACAGUAUAUUAGGUACUAUUUAAAAACUUAAUUUGACAAUCUCAAAGAUUUUCACUUUUGAACAUGUCUGCUGAGUAAAAGGAGACUAAACAUACAGGCUGACUCAUUAAAACAUGAGUGUGUGGGGUGAAUUACAUUAUAAGUCACACAUUUUAAAGCAGCAAACAAGGGUACUGGAACAACUAAAAAAACAGAAACUGAUAGUUUUAGGGCCUGUGUCCUUUUAGAGAUAUUUUUCAUGAACCAGUUGCAGUUACGUGUUUUCAGAGCUUCAAUCCUCUUCAAAACCUCCUUGGUCCAUAAACACCCUUAGUGCAAAUUUGUGAGGUAAAUGUGCGUUGGAGUAAUCACAGGAUAAGACUUCAGGCUGGUCAGAAAGGUUUGUUCAAAAAAUUAAACAAGAACUAAACUAGAUCCAUGUGGGAUUUGCUCAAAUCAUAACAUAACCAACUCUUGGACCUUCUUAAAUGAGCAAAUCUGUCAUUCUAAAAGAAUAGAAUACAAUAAACUUUAUUGAUCCCCCCAAAGGGGAAAUUAAUAUUGUCACAGCAGCAACAGAUAUGACAGAACCCCCAAGAGCUAACAUAAAAAUAAAUAGCCAUGACAACAAUUAAAUAGUUCACAGUAAAUAAGAUAAAAACCCAAAAGUUGAAGUGCUCCACCUUGCUCGGACCUGUGUAUGUGUGUGUUUGCUACACUUCAUUCAGGCCUGUUAAACAGUCUGAUGGCUGUAGGAAGGAAGGAAGGAGUGCCUGAACCUCACCGUUCUGCACCUGGGGGAGUAAGUCUUGGCAGGGGUUUUCCAAGAUUUUGUUGAUCUUGUCCGUUUUCCUCCUCUCCGUCACUGUUUGUGGCCCACCACCCUGCUGGCCUUCCUCACCAGCCUGUUGAUCUUAUUCCGCUCUCCCUCCUUGGUGCCUCCACCCCAGCACACCACAGCAAAAAACAAUGUGCUGAUCGCCAUAGAUUGGUAGAAGGUGGCCAACAGUUUGCUCCACACAUUAAAGGACCUGAGCCUCCAUAAGAAAUACAUACGGUUCUGCCCCUUCCUGUACACAGCAUCUGUGUUGUCCUUCCAGUCCAGCCUGUUGUUAAUGUGGACCCCCAAGAACUUGUAGAAACAAGAGAAACUCGACCUGGCAACAGUGAAGGAGGCUUUCAGGAUGCUGGGUUUUAGAGUGCAGGGUUCCAGGAUGCUGGGUUUUUAGCAUUCCAAAACCCAGCACUCCAAUGCUGGAAAGGAGCAUCAUGGAACCUAGCAUUCUAGUGCCCAGCAUUCCAGAAGCAUCCACUACGGUUGCUAAAUUGUAUCUACUUUUAAAAUGACAACUUUGCUUACAUACGGAGUGUCACUAAUGUAAAACGAGCAUUAACGUCCUGUUUUAACCGUCACUUCGAAAGGGAGCUAAAGUGCUGUGGUGCAACUUGGAUAACCUGGCAACAGUAAGAGCCAGUGAGAAGCACUCUGGGAUAGAGGUCUUGGGUGUUGUCAGCAAAAAAAAAACAAAAAAUGUUGAUGGACACAGGCCCUAAAUGGAUUACAAUGCAUUACACAGAAACCUCCAUGGAAAUGAAAGUGACAUCUUUGAGAUUGUAACUUAUAUUGAAAACUAUCAAAGGAGGAUUUAGUGGUAUUUUUAAAAAGUAAAUGAAGCUGAGGAAAAGAGAUUGUUCCUCUUUCAAGUCAUUGAUUCAGUGCCCCUUUGAAACACUCAUUAUGCUGGCUUCUCUGCCUUACUGUUUUUAGCAUACAGUAAUGCAGUAACAGCAAUAUGCCUCUCAUGAGCCUUAAGUGCACUAACUAUUAGAGGAAAAAAAACCCACAAAAAAACAACACCUCUGAUCAAAACGUGUGCGAACUUCAAAAACUAAUAUUAACAUUAGCUGUAACUUUUAAUUUUGUUAUAAUGGACUCCACUAACAUUUAUAGAUAUUGUAAGCUAGAAAGUAAUCCUCUCAGGCCACAGUGCUGUCUGCCUCAAGAGUUAUUAGUAGGUGCUAACUAUUCACUCAUUACAUACAGUAUAUCACUAUAACAAUGGAUGCAGUUCAAAAUUAAGAUAAGCCUUUAAUAUUGAUCUUUAUUGCACUGGUGUCUAUGUAUGACCAUACGACUGCUUUUCUUAACAUGUGCAGUGCCUCACCUUUUAUUCCAGAGAUUUAAAUCCUCACAAUCUAAUAUCGUCAUGCCUUUAGUGUAAAUGUGAAAGUACAGUCAGCAGCCUGGUAGCCCAGUAAAGCAUUAAAGGUACAUUGUGCAGUUUAAAAGUACAUCUGCAUUUAGCAGAACAGACUAGAUAGCGAUGGAAUAUAAUGGAAUAUGUAUAGAUUUACUUCGAAUGUUUUUACUGUGUUUGUCAGUGAGCUUUAAAUUUUCCUGGUUUUGGUUGUUGGUUUGGCAAGCUAACUAGCUGCUGGCUGUAUCUUAACUUUUAUAAAACAGACAUGUAAUUUCGUCACCAGUUUCCUGUAAGAUAACAUAUAAGCCUGUUUCAAACAUGGUGAACUACACUGAUGUAUUCUUGAAAACUUUUACACUCAUAUAACCCUGUGAAAGUGACCAGAUGCCAGGGGCAACAGAAAAAUCUACUGAUCGAGAUGUCUUAGGCCUUUAUCUGAAGUGAGUGAUAAUUACAGUAUAGACUGUAGUUUAGAUAGUUUAACUGUGUUUGACUGUGUAAGAGUUAAAAUCCCACUACAUGCUUAAAUGCUGCUGUCUUGCAAAAGACAAUCUCUGGGGAUUGUUAUUUCCACUAUUUCCUGGGCAUUAUGAACACUCACCAUACAGAAUAUAAACAUCCUGAUCCCAAGAUGUCUUAGAAGGUUUUAGACUAGAUCACUGAAUCAGACACCUGAAAACUUUGGUUUUAUUUCAACACGUCAUAGAUCAGGAAUGAAAAACUGGGAGUAAUGUCAUAAAAAGGGCAAAACCACAGACUGUAUUUAGAACAGACGACACUUCAUUUCUGUCCAUUUAGAGCUGUGAAGCCAAAAGAUCACCCCCUUGAAAGCUAACAUUUGCAGUGGUUAAGCCAUGGCUUGAUAUGCAAUAUUACUGUACAGGUCACCUUAUCUGUUGACAGUUAACUAAUGGCCUUACUUUUUUUAUUAACCAUAAACAUGGAAACCUUCAAAAUUGUAACCUCUGUUCAGUUUUCUUUGACGUUAUCAUUUUUGCAUUUCAUGACCUCACUGUAGGAAUGCUGCACAGAUGCAUUUAUGCUGAGGUGGGGAGUACCUAUCGAUUGCAAAAGACUAGGAUGUAAAAACAAGCUGUAUAAGCUCUGGGAGCUGAAAGAUCCAGUUCUUGCUGAGAGGAAUGAUCUGGAUCACCUGAAAGAGUACAAAUCCUUGUCACUCACAGCAGUUAAGUUGAUGUUGUCAAGAGGAAGGAUCCAACCUCUGCUCUAACAUGGUUAGAUUCUGGAUAAUUUCAGCAAGAUCUUAAGGCCUGUGUAGAUAUGGAGUGUUUGUGUUGGGUUUAAGGGAUACUUCAGCAUGUUUUUAAAGAGGGGUUAUUUGAUUUACAUGCCACUAUUAAGUGUUACAGCCAAAAUGGAUGUUGGUCAGCAUAACCCCGGUAAUGAUAACUGCAGGAAGGACUGGCACACAUGCUAGGCUACAGUUUUCUGCAGAGGGGGAAGACCAUGCAAUGAAAAUUAGCUAAUUUUAAGAGUCUGACCCAAGCCAUCAUCUUAGUUUAGGUGCACUGAGAAAUUUUCAGCAAUUUUUGCAUAGUUUGCAGACACAACACAGACGUGCUUUUCUGUAUGCAACAAGAUCAGCAGGUUCAUGAUAAACAAGUCCUUGAUGUAUUGGAUAGUUUUCCAUCUUGUGUAAGCUGCUGCUAGAUUUGGAUUUCUAAAGGUCCAGAGGUGCUGUUGGUAACGAAUUCCCCUCUUGACAAUUGGGAGUUUUUUCUAUUUGUACGUAGCUCACAUUUUACACACCUGAAUCACAAGGUAACCAGAGAUCUUUCCUGUUCUCCAGUAAUUUCAGAGGUUUCUCAUCUUCUUACUUAAAUGCACAGUCAACUUUUUCUCUGUAAACUUUGGUUUAUAAAGAUGUCCAUGUGAGUAUGCAGAAAGCAGCAUGUCAGAAUAACUUAUUUUUUAAUUUGGUCGUAUUUUUCUCUUUGAAGCAUGGAGACCAAACAACUGAGAGGGCAUUUCUGACAGUAAAGUGAAGUGCUGAAAUUUUUCUCAGUAGCACAUACACUCAAAAGGAAUUGGUAUCUGGUUCAGAGUCUCUAAAAAUGAGCCAAAAUAGAUGGUGAAGUAGGCCCCAUCUGCAGAAAACUGUAGGCCAGCUUGCAUGUGGUCACUUCGUGACACAUAACUCAUAAAACCCAGUUCAAAAAUACUGAAAUACCCCUUUAAUUAUUUGACUUGCCAAUAUUUUGAGCCCUGGCUUAAAUACCUGUUUCCCCUGCAUGAAAAACAAAACCAGUUUGUUAAUAUUGUGGUGAUUCUUUUUUGCAGUCAGUGAUAGAUGACACAGACUCUUACUAUUGUGGAAAGUUUGACUCUUGUUUGAUUUGUGUUUUCACAGGCAAAUCCUUCACUAUUUUGAAAACAUGGUUAAAGGCACUGCAGGAAGCUCAUUUUGUCAACAGAGCUGUCAAUCAUGAUGUCAUGGCUGCUGCUUUUAAAAUUAAAUGACUGUCUAAUGUUAAACAUCUCAGAAAAAUGGACAUAAAUCAGUGAAGAAAAAAGUAUGACAGAAACCAAGUUUGAGAACACUGAGUUCAAGCAUACAUUAUUUUUUAGUUUGCCAGUUUUCCCAUCUGUUUUGAGUACGCAGGCAGUGUUUAUGACUUGUUUUGCAGCUGGUCACUAGGGGGAGCUCUAAAUCCUUUGGCUUUAAAGUAAACAGAUACUUAUGGUGUCCUUUUUAUAUACAGUCUGUGGACAUAACCAAUGUGUUGUGUGACUAGUAAAUCAAGACAUUUGAUGGAGAUUUGGAUGUUUAAUUCAAUAGUGAAAACUGACAACACAGUAGUUAAAAAAUGUUUUUAGCUUUUUUAUACAAGCGUUAAAACUGUUUUCCUUUACUAACAGCUUGAUGAACACAUUGUAAAGUAGUGUAACCAGUAUAAGGCUUCAAACCAGGGCUUUGUCUAACACUCAGCAGUCUUACCAAACCCUAAACCAACCUGCAAAUAUGUUGCACCUUUUUAGCAACAUACAAUACUUCUGCCUUUUUCUGGGUGACUACUUAUAAACCUUUGUUAUCAUGAAUGUCAAUAUAGCUUAUCCAUGUCUGGUUCUUCCGCUAAGUAGCUUCAAACUUUUCACAGACAGCAUGGCUGACACCUGAAGGUCUUGUGUGGGUAAUGUUUUUAAAGGGUGAAGGGUGGAAGUUUAGGUGAAGUCUGGUACUGAAAUCAGGGGCAACUUUUAAUAAAACUUCACUGCCUGUGGCAGCAAAGGAGCUGCCAAAGACUGUGAUGUUCAAAGUGCAUUUAAGGUCAGUGCUCAUGUCUGCGAAAUUAUUAAAGCAUGUUGAAGGAGGAAUAUGUUAGCCUGGACAAAACCACACCAAACCAGAGCCGCUCACCUCUCAUGGAGGCUCACAGGGUUUCUGUACUGUAAUGUCUUACUUAUUGCACUUGAAAGUGUUUGAGGCCUCAUCUUUUGCAUAUUUAGAGUAGCUUGUACAAAAUGUACCUGUGUAUUCAUGUGUGUGAAUGUUUGUUUUUCUUUUUCAGUGCCUAUAUGUGAAUGUCACUAACAAACUGUCAGAAUAAACUUAUUUAAUUUUCUUUUAAUUCUAAG
This is a messenger RNA of Xyrichtys novacula (pearly razorfish), 26066 nucleotides long. Lineage: Eukaryota; Metazoa; Chordata; Actinopteri; Labriformes; Labridae. The record is from the annotation of a GenBank genome assembly.